UGGUGGUUUGUAGAUACAGGAAUAUAUAAUGGAUGCGUUAUAAUUAUGGCAUGGGGUUCUAUUCAUCGUUAUUUAUUGAUAUUUCAUGAUCGAUUAUUUUUGAUUGCAAAAAAGCGUUUUCUUUAUCACACGAUGCCUCUUUUCAUAUUGAUCCUAUAUAUCUUUAUAUUUUAUAUAGUUGUAAUAAUAUUUCCACCAUGUUCAAAUACGUAUGAUUAUACCUUACCUGUUUGUGGUGAGUAUCCAUGUUAUUUAGAUAUACCUUUACUUGGUAUAUGGGACACAGUUAUAAAUAGUAUUAUACCAACUACAAUAAUUACUAUUUUUAGUAUAAUUGUACUGGCUCGUGUUUAUAUUCAAAAACGACGUCUUAAUCGAGCUAAUCGAUGGCGUAGACAACGUAAAAUGACAAUUCAGUUAUUCUCUAUCUGUAUUUUAUAUUUAGCGGCGAAUGUUCCACUCAAUCUUAUUAUUUUUGGUCAUAUUUGCGGUCUACCCUAUCACUUUGGUGCAGAUGUACAAGUUUACGCUAAUUAUCUCUGUUAUUUCGUUACUCUUCUAUUUCCAUUUGUCUGUCUUAGCACUCUCUCCGAAAUGCGCAAAAAGCUGCAAUGGAAAGGUUUACUUUUAUUUCGACGAUCACGAUACACUGCGACGAUCAAUCCUAAAUAG
Molecule: messenger RNA, 672 nt
Organism: Adineta steineri
Lineage: Eukaryota; Metazoa; Rotifera; Eurotatoria; Adinetida; Adinetidae
Source: the annotation of a GenBank genome assembly